This is a messenger RNA of Diabrotica balteata, 1268 nucleotides long. Lineage: Eukaryota; Metazoa; Arthropoda; Insecta; Coleoptera; Chrysomelidae. The record is from the annotation of a GenBank genome assembly.
AUGUUCAUAGCUAAGUGUACCGUGAUAUUCCUCUGCAUCCUGCAAUCACAAGCCAAAUUUUACGAAACAGAUGUAGGUCCAUACGGCUACGGCCGCUACAGCACACACGAAUACGACCCCGACGUAGGAUAUCCAUACGGUCUUAGCUACAAGAAGUACCCAUACCAGGAUAUAGUAGUACCAAAAGUUGUUGAAUACGAAGGUAAAGUUCCUGGACCGAUAGGACUCGAAUAUGAGUCUGCAGGAGGAUUGGGCUACCCGGCUGGAGGAUAUGGAAAAUUGGGAUACGGAGGCUAUGGAUACAGACCCUUCGUCGGUGCUCCUGUUGGAAUUAGCAAAGGAAUAGGUUAUGGCUAUGGUCCAGGAAUUGGCUAUUCUCAUAUUGCUCCGUACGGACCGGGAGUACUUGCCCACCAUGGACCUUACGGUAUUUCCCAAGUUGACAAAGGAAUCUACAGUGAUGGAAAACAAAACGUUGUAGGAGAACAUUACAAUCACUUGAAUGGACAUAACGGAGAAUCUUUGAAUCACGGAGAUGCUGGAUAUAGCGCUGGAGAAGUAGCUCUUAAAGAUAUUAAGGGAGAUUCAGCUCAUUUCAUAGAUUCUGAUGGGCUUAAGAGAGGACACCACGAAGGAAAGAACUUUUAUGGUGGAGAACAUUUUAAUACUGAAGGAAAACAUGGCAACGAAAGAACAUUAAACGCGAAUCACAACAAAGGACACAACAUUAAAGGCUUUAAGAAAUCUCAUCACUUAGACGAAACGGGUAAAACUGAGGAAUUCUAUGAUCAAGAUCAUGAUGAAGGUGGCAAUUAUGCUUUCAAUGGUAAAUUUGGAAAAUUCGGUGAAGGAGGUGGAGAAGCUUUCAAAGGAGGUUUCAAUGAUGGAAGAUUUAAAUCAGGCGAAGCUACUAAAGAAGGCCAUUACGGCAACGAAUACUUCCAAGACAAGGCCCAAGGAAACCAUGGAAAAUUCGGCGGAAACAAAUUUGCCCAAAAUGAACAGGCUUAUGGACUUAACAAAGGAUUUGGAGAGCACGGGUUGAGUGGACAACAUGAAAAUAGCAGGUUCUACAAGAAUUUCCCGGAAUAUGGAUAUUACUAGACAAUUUAAUAUCUUAGAAAAAACAGUGAAACAGUUUUUAUAUUUUAUUAGACGAGUGAAAAGCAAAUAACGGUGUUCUCAGGAUCUCAGUAUUCAAUAAAGACUUAGUUUGAAUAAUGACGUAUAAAAAAGUCUUAAUAAUUCAUCUUACUGCAAUAUUUGCC